Elaeis guineensis (African oil palm) is the source of this 2186-nucleotide messenger RNA. RefSeq lists its product as uncharacterized. Lineage: Eukaryota; Viridiplantae; Streptophyta; Magnoliopsida; Arecales; Arecaceae. Gene Ontology annotation, biological process: amino acid transmembrane transport. The record is from RefSeq and is a predicted model, not a curated record.
CAAAUUGCGAUGCAACGGGUCCCCACUCCAUCCAUAAUUCCCUCGUACUCUGCUGAUCCAUACUCGAGGGGCCGAGAGAGGAGGAAAGAAACAGAGGGAAAGGAAAAUGGUCUUAACCUCUGCUUCCUCUGUCCUAAUUUCCCCAUUCUCCUUCCCCUCAAGGAAAAAACCUCUUGUAGCCUGUCCCACCAUUCCUCCUACCAAAGAACCAUCUCAAUGGUUCCAAUUCCCCUCGCGUAACCUGCGCCCGACUCCUUUCAGAACCCUCAAAUGCUUAUCCCGGAGGCAGUCCACUGAAGAGUUCGAGAGGCUCUUCUCCAACCUCAACCAGGCUACCAUGAAAAGAGAGCCAGGUAGCGUUACCAGUGCGAUAUUUUUGGUGGCUGGCACGACGGUAGGUGCAGGUAUCCUUGCUAUCCCUGCAGUCACACAAGAAGCUGGAUUUCUGGCCUCUGCAAUAACAUGCAUUCUUUGCUGGAUAUAUAUGGUUGUGACAGGAUUGUUGAUUGCAGAAGUAAAUGUGAAUACAAUGUGUGAGCUUGGUUCUGGAGGUGUCUCAUUGGUGUCAAUGGCCAUGAGAACACUUGGAAAAAUUGGAGUUCAAAUUGCUUGCGUGUCAUACAUAUUUAUACAUUAUGCUCUUCUUGUUGCUUAUGUGGCCCGUUCUUCAGAGAUUUUGACAAAUUCCUUUGGCAUUCCAUUAUGGGAGAGUGCAACCUUGUUUUCAUUGGUUUUUGGAGGCAUAUGCUACUUUGGAAGCCAGCAAGUUAUUGGUGCCAUUAAUGGAUGUUUGGUGUUCGGUAUUAUCGUGUCUUUCGCUUCUCUUGUGGGAGUGGCAAGUAGAGACCUGCAAUGGCAUUAUCUCCUUCAGGCCCAUGUCGAGGCCAUCCCACAAAGUAUACCCAUAAUUGCACUUGCUUUUGUUUACCAGAAUGUAGUUCCAGUUCUUUGUACAAAUCUCGAGGGGAACUUGUCGAAAGUCAGGACUGCAAUUGUCCUUGGCACUGCUGUUCCCCUUGUUCUGUUUCUUAUUUGGGAUGCUGUUAUUCUUGGAACUAUACCGAAUCUGAGUGCAAGCAGCAGUUAUGUCAGUGACCCAUUAGAGCUGCUACGAUCCAACAAUGGAAUCAUUGGACCCAUUGUUGAGGCAUUCUCAUUUCUUGCAAUAGCCACAUCAUACAUUGGAUUCGUUCUAGGACUUUCAGACUUUGUUUCUGACUUGCUUAAACUGCCAAGUGGCCAGACUAAACCUCUACCAUAUCUGCUGACUUUACUACCACCUCUGGUGUUAUCAUUGCUUGAUCCAGAGAUAUUUUUCAAAGCCUUGGAUUUUGCUGGAACUUAUGGAGUUUUGGUGCUCUUUGGAGUUAUUCCAGCUGCAAUGUCUUGGUCAGAGAGAUAUUCAGAUGGUUCACAAUCUCCAAGGCUUCCCCCACUGGUUCCUGGUGGAAAAUUAACUCUCUCCAUUGUCCUUGGAGGUGCCCUGGUUGUUAUAUUCUCAGAGAUAUACAAGGAUGUCAUAAACCAAUAGAAUAGAAGAUGACACAUUAGUAUAAUAGGAGAAAAAAGCAACAGCCCACAAGAAAAUCUCCCUUGGAACGUCUCAGAUCUCUUAAAUUUGUUAUGCAUUGCCAUGUAAAAUAUCAUAAUUUAACAUUUUGUUGCUUUUUGAUUUUAUGCUCGCGAGAACUGGUGAUUUGGUUUCAUAAAUCAAAAUUGCUUCUUUGUUGGUUCAUUCCAAGUCGUGGGAAUUGAAUAAACAACGGAUAUGGUUAAUUCCCUGGUUGUCUCAGAAUUCUCUAAAUCAAACACCACUUUCUUCUCCAUUUCUCUAAAUCGAAGUUUGCUUCCAAAUUAUACUUCAAAUGUACAACAAUUUGACUGCCUUUUUCCCAGGGUGAACUGAUUCUUCAGAUUUCACGCAACACUCGAUGCCAAUUCAAGGAGAGUUACCAAGUUGAAAGGCCGUCACAUGAAUUUUCUUAAACUCUUCUUUGAUCCAUUAAGCUUAAUUUGCGUGAAUGAAAUUGCAGGUUUAAGAAACCAUUCCUACAGUUACGAGCUUAGUAAAGACGAGCUACAACAAUGAUGUCCUCCUUUUUCUUCCAAACCCUUCUUGAAGCUUUCAACGAGAGUUCAGCAUUGAUUCACUGCAUUUAUUCAAACUAAAAGGCAGUCUUAAAAAA